GGUUUGGUCCUCAUAAAGCUGAAUGUGUAACACUUGUUUGUGUCUUGUAAUUGUCAGGCCCCGUGGUAAUGAAGUCUGUCUGCGCCCCCCCACUAAGCGGGAGCGGGGGGAUUACCUCGAGGUGAGCGCACUGACAUGUGAUUGGUCGGCGCUCCUGGUGAAAGGCACGCGACUUGAGUUGUUCCUAUAAAGUCCCCUCGCGUGCCGGUUGGUGAACACACAGGGGAACAAGGACCGAGCGGGACACCAAGCAGUCACAGGGGAACAAGGACAUAGCGUGGACAGCAGUCACAGGGGAACAAGGACAUAGCGGGGACAGCAGACACAGGGAAACGAGGACUGAGCGGGGACAGCAGACACAGGGAAACAAGGACCGAGCGGGAACAGCAGACACGGGAACAAGGACCGAGCGGGGACGGUAGACACAGUGUGGACAGCAAACCGCAGGAGGAGCAGCUCUGAGAUGGAAAGCGUCCUGGACCCCUUCUCCACGCUGGACACCUUCGCUUCCUCCCCUUAUUUUGACGAUGAAGAUUUCUUCACCGAUCAUUCUUCUAAAGACGGACACCUGGAGGCGGACGAUCUAUUGGAGGACGAUGUCGAAUUCCUCAACAGUCAUUUCCAAGACUAUUACGAAGACAGCCGAGGAGCGCCUUACGACGGGGACUACGACAUGGGAGACCUCUCCUUCUCCUCAUCGUCCUCCACGCUGUCUUACGGAUGCACCGACAGCAUAGCAGACCUGUCCCCGUAUCACGGUGGGCCAAUGUCGAAGAGGAGGAGGCGGAUGAGGUCCGACGUGGAGAUGCAGCACCUGAGACAAGCGGCCAACGUGAGGGAGCGGCGGCGCAUGCAGUCCAUCAACGACGCGUUCGAGGGGCUCCGCUCACACAUCCCCACGCUGCCCUACGAGAAGCGCCUGUCCAAGGUGGACACCCUGCGGCUGGCCAUCGGCUACAUCAACUUCCUGGCCGAGCUGGUCCAGUCGGACAUGCCCAUCAGAAACCCCAACAGCGAUGCGCACGUUCAGCCAAAGAAAGUCAUCAUCUGUCACAGAGGCACAAGGUCUCCGUCCCCGAGCGAUCCGGACUACGGGCUGCCCCCCCUGGCCGGACACUCUCUGUCCUGGACAGACGAGAAGCACCUGCGGGACCAGAACAUCAUCAGGACGGCCAAGGUCUGGACCCCCGAGGACCCCCGCAAACUGCACAUGAAAUCCUCCUUCACCGAUGUCGAGAACGAGCCUCCCUUUAGCAUGGUAGCAUUGAAAUGUUAGUUACAUUAUUUUUAUAUAACAUUUAUAAACAUUUGUAUUCCACAGUAUGCCUGGUGUAAAUGUGAAGAUACAUAUUUUGUUGAAUUUGCGUUAAACGCAGAAAAAAGUGCGCCUGGUUUCACCGCCUGUGGGACUUCCUGGUGCCAUCUUGUUGUACAUGCCUUCAUUGAUUCAAUGAGUUUGUAAAUACGCAUCGGACUCGUAUUGUAUCCGUUUUGCAUUGUCUACAUUUGAAAUGAAGCAUUUUCAAAUGCAAAAUUGUUAAUAAUAAUCUAUUUAAUUUAAUACAAUUUUUGGGAUAAUUUAUGUUUAAUUUAUUAGUUUAUCCAGUUAAUUUAUAUAGUAGGCCCAUAUAUAGUAGGCCUAUAUAUUUUUUUUAUCAUUCAACCGUGAAUUAUAUAUUUAUACAUCUUCUGCAAAUAAAUAUUUUAUACUGUC
Gadus macrocephalus (Pacific cod) is the source of this 1714-nucleotide messenger RNA. It is a transcript of the gene ptf1a, whose product is annotated as pancreas associated transcription factor 1a. Lineage: Eukaryota; Metazoa; Chordata; Actinopteri; Gadiformes; Gadidae. Gene Ontology annotation, molecular function: DNA-binding transcription factor activity, RNA polymerase II-specific; protein dimerization activity; RNA polymerase II transcription regulatory region sequence-specific DNA binding. The record is from RefSeq and is a predicted model, not a curated record. The transcript is spliced from 2 exons. Bases 464 to 1276 code for a protein of 270 amino acids. Gene Ontology annotation, biological process: regulation of transcription by RNA polymerase II; developmental process.